ACUGUGGAUCUGAGGGGACUGGUGUUCAUUGCGCGGUGUUUUACGCGCCGUUGUGUUUUGGGAUUUGUUUUUGUUUGUUGGUUUGAUCGUUGUUUUUACAUUAUUUUUUGUAAGAAGAAUAUUUUCCUGGAAUUUAUGAGUCCCGUUUCCUCUGUGGAUAUUUGAGAGGUACUUCAUAUUUGAUUCUCCAAGAACUCACCUCCUACACAGGCGCUAUGAUUCUCAGAAGUUCCUGCUGGCUGCCACUGUUAUUUCUGUGCGUUUCUGCGCUUAAUGAAGACGGAGAGCUGGAAGAUGAGACGGUGGUCGACCUCUUUGACGCGAGCCAGAUUACACGCAAGACCCCGGGCACCAAGGUGUUCCGGGGUCCCGACCCCGACGCACCAGCGUACCGGUUCAUCCGCUUCGACCAGGUGCCGCCGGUGGCCGCGCCGGCGCUGAGGCAGAUACUGCGGCAGGUCCAGAACAACGAGGGCUUUGUCUUCCUGGCCACGGUGCGGCAGGACCGCGGCUCCCGCGGCACGCUGCUCAGCCUGGAGGGCCCCGGCGACCGGCGGCAGCUGGACAUCGUGUCCGACGGCCGCGCCAACACGCUGGACCUGGUGUACUGGGCCGACGGCUCGCGCAACGCCCUGUCCUUCGAGGACGUCGAUCUGUCGGAUUCGCAGUGGAAGAACGUGACGCUGGCCUUGCUCGGAGAGAACGCCCUCCUGUACGUGGGCUGCAGCCUGGUGGACAGCUUCAUCCUGGACGAGCCCUUCUACGAGAACCUGCGCGCCGACGGCAGCCAGAUGUUCCUUGCCAAGGGCUCCACCCGCGAGAGCCACUACAGGGGCUUGCUCCAGAACGUGCGCUUCGUCUUCGACACUCCCCUGGAGGAAAUUCUGAAGGGGAGGGGCUGCGAGAUCAUCAAGCCAGAGGAGGCCAACGCGGUGAGCGAGAGUGCGGAGAUGGUCGACGUGGGCUCCUCCAUCGCCACCAACCUGAUUGGUCAGAAGACGACCCCCCCGGGGACGGAGAUGAUGUGUGAGAGGUCCUGUGAGGAGCUCACCAGCCUGUUCCAGGAGCUCAAGGGCCUCCGUGUCGUCGUGGGCAACCUCAUUGACGGCCUGCAGAAAGUGACGGAGGAGAAUAACGCCAUGCGGGAGGCUCUGUCAAAGAUGAAGAACUCCAAGGAGCAGCAGAUGUGCUGGCAGGAUGGCCGCCUGUUUGAGGACAAGGAGGAGUGGAUCGUGGACAGCUGCACCAAGUGCACUUGCCAGGAGGCCAAGGUGGUGUGCCGACAGAUCACCUGUCCUGCGGUGGCCUGCGCCAGCCCCUCCUUCAUCGAUGGCGAGUGCUGCCCGGUCUGCCUCCCGAAGGACAGCGAGGAUGGCUGGUCUCCCUGGUCGGAGUGGACCCAGUGCACGGUCACCUGCGGCACAGGUACGCAGCAGAGGGGACGGUCCUGCGACGACACCAGCAAUCCCUGUACCGGCCCGUCCAUCCAGACCCGCAGGUGCAGCCUGGGAAAAUGCGACAGCCGAGUUCGUCAGGACGGUGGGUGGAGCUUGUGGUCUCCAUGGUCGUCGUGCACUGUGACGUGCGGGGAAGGACAGAUCACCCGAAUCCGUCACUGCAACGCCCCCGUCCCGCAGCGAGGGGGGAAGGACUGCCAGGGCAGCGGCCGGGAGACCCAGCGCUGUGAGGCCGACCCCUGUCCCAUCGACGGCGGCUGGGGUCCCUGGUCUCCGUGGGCGACCUGCUCAGCAACCUGCGGAGGAGGGCUGAUGAGUCGAGCCCGGGUUUGCAACAGUCCGGAACCCCAGCACGGGGGAAGGAAGUGUCUGGGGGAGCCAACCGACAAUGAGGUCUGCAACCGGGUGGACUGCCCUAUUGAUGGCUGUCUCUCGAACCCAUGCUUUGCUGGAGUGGAGUGCACCACCGCCCCCGACGGAGCAUGGGAGUGUGGACCCUGCCCUGUGGGUUACCGUGGCAACGGCACCCACUGUGAAGAUGUGAACGAGUGUGACAUGGUCUCAGACUUGUGCUACAAGGUGGGCGGAGUCCAGCGCUGUAUCAACACUGACCCUGGAUUCCACUGUGAGCCCUGCCCCCCCAGGUACAAGGGCACCCAGCCCUACGGCAUGGGCGUGGAGGCAGCCAAGAAGAACAAACAGGUGUGUGAGCCUCAGAAUCCUUGCAAGGAUAAGACUCACAGCUGUCACAGGUACGCUGAGUGCAUCUACCUGGGCCACUUCAGCGACCCCAUGUACAGGUGCGAAUGCCGGAUCGGCUACGCUGGUGACGGCAUCGUCUGUGGGGAGGACUUCGACCUGGACGGCUGGCCCAAUCAGGACCUGGUGUGCAGCGCCAAUGCCACCUACCACUGCAAGAAGGACAACUGCCCCAAGCUGCCCAACUCUGGGCAGGAAGACUUUGACAAUGAUGGCCAGGGAGACGCCUGUGACAAUGAUGAUGACAACGAUGACAUCGUAGACGAGAGGGACAACUGCCCCCUGCAGUACAACCCACGCCAGUUCGACUACGAUAAGGACGACGUCGGCGACCAGUGCGACAACUGCCCGUACGAGCACAACCCCACGCAGACCGACACAGACGGCAACGGGGAGGGGGAUGCCUGCUCCAUCGACAUCGAUGGAGACGAGAUUUUGAACGAGCGUGACAACUGCCCCUACGUUUACAACACUGACCAGAAAGACACCGACCUGGACGGUGUGGGCGACCAGUGCGACAACUGCCCGCUCGUCCACAACCCAGACCAGGCUGACAAAGAUAACGACCUGGUGGGAGACCAGUGUGACGAUAACCAGGAUAUCGAUGAGGAUGGCCACCAGAACAAUAUGGACAACUGCCCCUACAUCCCCAAUGCCAACCAGGCCGACCACGACAAGGACGGCAAAGGGGACGCCUGCGACCAUGACGAUGACAACGAUGGGAUACCGGACGACCGGGACAACUGCCGGCUCGUCCCGAACACCGACCAGCUGGACUCUGACGGGGACGGUCGGGGCGAUGCCUGCAAGGACGACUUCGACAAUGACAGCAUCCCCGACAUCUUCGACACCUGCCCCGAGAACGAGGCCAUCAGCGUCACUGACUUCCGCAAGUUCCAGAUGGUGCACCUAGACCCCAAGGGGACCACGCAGAUCGACCCCAACUGGGUGGUGCGGAACCAGGGCAAGGAGCUGGUGCAGACAGCCAACUCGGACCCCGGCAUCGCAGUAGGCUUUGACAUAUUCAACGCGGUGGACUUCAGCGGAACCUUCUAUGUGAACACGGACCGGGACGAUGACUAUGCUGGCUUUGUGUUCGGGUACCAGUCCAGCCGCCGCUUCUACGUGGUAAUGUGGAAGCAGAUAACGCAGACCUACUGGGAGGAGAAGCCCUCCAAGGCCUUCGGCAUCUCCGGCGUCUCGCUGAAGGUGGUCAACUCCACCACGGGCACCGGCGAGAACCUGCGCAAUGCCCUGUGGCACACGGGCAACACCAAGCAGCAGGUGCGCACUCUGUGGCACGACCCUAAGAACAUUGGCUGGAAGGACUACACCGCCUACAGGUGGCACCUGAUCCACAGGCCCAAGACCGGCUUCAUCAGGGUGGUGGUUUAUGAGGGGAAGCAGAUCAUGGCCGACUCGGGUCCCAUCUACGACAGGACGUUUGCCGGGGGGAGGUUAGGGCUGUUCGUCUUCUCGCAGGAGCUGGUCUACUUCUCCGACCUCAAAUACCAGUGCAGAGAUAACUGAGGUCCAUUCAUUGUGGAAUUGGUGGCUCUCGGUAAACAGUGCCCCCCAGCACUGAUCCAGGAUCAGAUAUCCCUGCCUUAGUCCUACACCCCCAUCCUCUGCAGCAAAUUCUGAGACUGAUUCAGGGUCAGGAUUUGAGGGCACUGUCCAUCUUCACCAAAAUGGUGCAGCACUUUUCAGAAUCAGCCACUCCUUUACCUGUUACUUCCUGGUUUUUCACUCCCCCACUUCUGCUGCCUCAACCAAUGAAAUGGAGCGCCUCCUUCACACAGCUCCCAGGGCAAAACCCUGCUUUCCAUGCCAGCUCAAGGGGAGGGGCCCUGUAACUCAAAGGACAGAAGUGAGGCCUUUUGCAGCUGUGCUCAGCACAUACCCAGAACUUAAAGUAAGUUCACAAAACUUAUUGUUGUUUUUUUGUUUGUUUGUUUUAAAAAGAAUGUGCUACACAUAUGCGCU
Molecule: messenger RNA, 4202 nt
Organism: Megalops cyprinoides (Indo-Pacific tarpon)
Lineage: Eukaryota; Metazoa; Chordata; Actinopteri; Elopiformes; Megalopidae
Product: thrombospondin-2-like
Exons: 22
Coding region: 216-3746 (1176 amino acids)
Biological process (GO): negative regulation of angiogenesis; cell adhesion
Cellular component (GO): extracellular region
Molecular function (GO): calcium ion binding; protein binding
Source: RefSeq, a predicted model, not a curated record